Messenger RNA from Polyodon spathula (Mississippi paddlefish), 490 nucleotides. It is a transcript of the gene rbx1, whose product is annotated as ring-box 1, E3 ubiquitin protein ligase. The record is from RefSeq and is a predicted model, not a curated record. Gene Ontology annotation, cellular component: nucleus; cullin-RING ubiquitin ligase complex. Bases 38 to 358 code for a protein of 106 amino acids. The transcript has 5 exons. Lineage: Eukaryota; Metazoa; Chordata; Actinopteri; Acipenseriformes; Polyodontidae. Gene Ontology annotation, biological process: ubiquitin-dependent protein catabolic process; protein ubiquitination. Gene Ontology annotation, molecular function: cullin family protein binding; ubiquitin protein ligase activity; zinc ion binding.
GUGCGUCCCCCCGGUCCCCGGUCCCGUGUUGAAGGAGAUGGCGGCGGCGAUGGACGUGGACUCCCCGAGCGGGACGAGCAGCGGCAAGAAACGCUUCGAAGUGAAGAAAUGGAAUGCAGUUGCCCUGUGGGCAUGGGACAUUGUGGUUGAUAACUGUGCGAUCUGCAGAAACCACAUCAUGGACCUGUGCAUCGAAUGUCAAGCUAAUCAAGCUUCAGCCACCUCUGAGGAAUGCACUGUUGCUUGGGGCGUCUGCAAUCAUGCUUUUCACUUCCACUGCAUCUCUCGCUGGUUGAAGACCCGGCAGGUCUGCCCCCUGGACAACCGCGAGUGGGAGUUUCAGAAGUAUGGGCACUAGGGUUUAUCUGCACCAGCCUCUGUGUUGGAGUUCGCAUGAAAGCAGAGAGAAGACAUUUUCUUCAAUUUUUUUAGAAUGAUGUCAGUUGCAUCAGCGUUUUGUGUUUAAAUAAAGAUUUCAUGUUACGUUGAA